UUCCUACUUCUUAUGUUGGGGAUGUCAGCCUGCGGUGAGCCCUGCAGCACAUGAGUGGGGAGUAGUGGCCAUGCAAAGCAGUGUUGGGCUGACAUAAACAAUGAAGAAAAUAUUUAGCUUCACUAAGAAGAAAAAAGCCCAAAGUGGGACCCCGGACAGUGGGAGUGCGCUGUCCGCUGGCUAUGAGGUGAAAGAGAAGGACCUGGGCAGGCUCCAUAAGGCUGCUCUAAACGGUGACCUGACCAAGAUGAAGCAGCUUGCUAAGAAAAAUGAUGUCAAUCAACUUGACAAGGAGAACAGAACUCCGCUUCAUCUUGCUUGUGCAAACGGUCACGCUGAAAUGGUGCAGUUUCUUGUUGAGAGCAAAGCCAAGCUUAACCUCUGUGACAAUCAAAAUAGAUCUGCCUUAAUGAAGGCGGUGCAGGGUCAGCAUGAGCAGUGUGUGAGCAUAUUGUUAGAGAAUCACGCUGAGCCAACUCUUGUGGACAUCAAUGGCAAUACAGCCCUCCAUUUAGCAGCGAACAUCCCAUCCAUACCCACAGCUGCACUGUUGUUGCAGCAUGGUGCUGAAGUGAACGCUCAAAACAAGGAGGGGUUCACACCCUUGACUGUAGCAGUCCGUGAAGACCACAUGGACAUGGCUGAGUUUCUCCUCAAAGAGUCUGCUUGUGUGGAUGCUGUAGACCAAGACCAGAGGUCCCUGUUAAUGUUAGCUGCUGGCAACGAACAGAUCAAUAUGGUGAAGCUUCUCUUGAGGUUUGAUGCUGACAUCACACUCAGAGAUGCCAAAGGAUGGUCCGCUGAUGACUAUGCAGCAAUGUAUGGCCAUCAUCUUUGCUCCCACCUGAUCGUAGAGCACAGUACCCAGAAGGCAGACAGGGCAUCAGGAUCACAUCAGGGUCUGAGUAAGAAGAAAAAAGUUCUGGGCAGUUCUUCCCAUGAUGUUGAAGCAGGCUUCUCUUUGGGAGGACCAGCCAUGGAUAAAGAAGAGCAUGGAGCAAAUGAAGCAGGGGGAGAUUUUUUGGAGAACAGUUCCCAGUCCGAGUCAGUCAGUCGAGUUUCAAAAAGUGCUGCUGAUGAAUGGCCUUCAUCAGAAGAUGAGAAUGAAUCGGUUUCAAAUGAAAAGAAACCACUAAAAGUAAACCUAAGCAGAAUGUUUGAAUCUAAAAAAGGAGAAGGAGGGUGUCCAGCUGAGAGCGGGGAUGGAAAACAAGAGCAGCAUUCAGAAGAUGAUGAAAGGACCGACUCUGAGCAGGACAGCUCAGCAGGAGAGGACGAAGAAGAGGAAGAGGAGGAAGAGGAUGGUGAAGAAGUGGACGAUGAUGAUGAUAAUGAGGAGGACGAAGGUGAACAAAGGAAUAAAGGGGAAGAUAAUGAAGACGAUGAAUCUGAGGAAGAGGAGGAGGAGGAAGAUGAAGAAGAUGGCAGCAGUAAAGCUGCUGUCCAGGCCGACAUUGAAGAGGCACAGGAAACUUGUGGAACUGAUUUAGCCAACAUUAGUUCCAGUGUGAAUUCUCAGAGCGCUCACGUUCUGGACAUCUCACACAGCACUGGGUGUUCUCUCAGAGCUAAACAUGACCGUGAUUGUGUUUCUGAGAAAAACGCCAAAUCGGAGCUUGAAGACACUAAAAACUGCCCAAAUGUUGCUUUGUCAGCCACAUUAGAUGUUGCUGAGGACUGCGUUGUUACCUGA
Molecule: messenger RNA, 1693 nt
Organism: Nematolebias whitei (Rio pearlfish)
Lineage: Eukaryota; Metazoa; Chordata; Actinopteri; Cyprinodontiformes; Rivulidae
Gene: aard
Product: putative ankyrin repeat domain-containing protein 20A2
Exons: 12
Coding region: 101-1693 (530 amino acids)
Molecular function (GO): protein binding
Source: RefSeq, a predicted model, not a curated record